AUGCGCACUGUGCACUUUCUUCUCUCGCUAGCGACAGUGUCGCUGGCAGCUCCGGCAAACUAUUUUGAUGGCGUCUACGAGUUCUCCAACGAGCUUGCAGACUUCUACUCUAAAGUCAGCAUGUACAUCAAUCGUGUCCAACAGAGUACAUCCCCAUCAGCCAUUUGUGAUACAUCCAAGAUCACUCUUCCCUCGUAUGCAUCUGAGUGGCAGCCCAGCCAAGACGGGACGACGCCAGUGUAUGUGGCACUUGGAAGAGGAACACAGAACUACACUUGUGCCGACUCCACGUCUCAUUCAAAGCCCGCUUUGGUCGGCGCUGUCGCCAAUCUUUACAAUGCAACUUGCCUGGCUGCAGAUUUCCCGGAUCUUCUGCACCUCCUACCCGACAUUGCCUACAGAAUCUCUCUGCCAGCCAGCAACCUUGCAGCCUUUCCGCCAGCAAACUUAGAGCUGAUGGGGCAUCACUUCUUCGCCGGCACAGUGCCCACCUUUAACCUCGACACCACACCGACGAAGCAAUUCGGAAUAGUCCGCACAAAGAAGGAGGGCUCAAUAGAUGCUCCACCGGAUGCUGUCAAGGGAGAACACGGGGCUGUAGCUUGGUUGUACUUGUCAACGAUCAAUACUACCGUGGGCGAUUACGCAAGCGUCUACCGAGUUGAUACAGCGUCUGGCGGUGCUCCUAGCACUUGCAAAGGUCUCCCAGCUGCCUUUGAGAUCCAGUACUCGGCCAACUACUACUUCUACGCCCGUUAG
This is a messenger RNA of Penicillium oxalicum, 759 nucleotides long. RefSeq lists its product as uncharacterized. The transcript has 2 exons. The record is from RefSeq and is a predicted model, not a curated record. The coding region runs from base 1 to 759 and encodes 252 amino acids. NCBI's taxonomy places the organism in Eukaryota, Fungi, Ascomycota, Eurotiomycetes, Eurotiales, Aspergillaceae.